AACAAAAAGCAAUGAUGGAACCCCUCUAUUUGCUGCUGAACUAGUUAAUAGGCUGAAGCAAACUCCGGAGACGAAAGUGAUAUUCAAGGUACCCCUCGAUGGUUAAGGUUUUUCUUGAUAAUGAAUCGUGAUACGACGGUGUCUAUUCCUUAGCCUAAUUGAUCAACCACAGCCACCGAAGUCACCAUUUUCGAAAUUUUGUUUAAAGUAAGUAAGCUCAUAUGUUACACAUGCAUAUGCACAAAUCAGUUCUGUUGCAGCCGUUACCGUAAAGAUCGUCUCGGUGUUGACAUAAUGUUCGCGCGACAAAUUGCAAGAACGUGUACCUCAGUUGAGAUGUUGUAGGUGCCGCCAGUUAAAGCGACUUGACGUUAACUGAUCCCAUCGCUAAAAGGAACGGACAACAAACUUUACCGCAACGAACGAAGGGCGAUAGUGUGUAGAUCUUUUCUUCCCUUUUUAAUGGUACGCAAAUUCUCUCAUGCAUGCGUAACAGGAGUAGGUCGUCGCUUAAUUUGAUCCAAUUAUGUACAGUGUCUAAUUAACAAACACCACUAGUUAAACGCAAAUUUGCUUUUUCUAGUGUCUCUCCCAUCGGUGUGAACAGAGACCAUGGUGCAAAAUCCCUUCGACAUGCGGCUAGAAGAGGAAGCAAGGUUAAAGGAACAGAUCUUCCCGGAUUGAUGUCGUAAAUAAUUGCCAGUCACCAACCUGUCGUUAGAUCACGCGAAUCAGACCACUCGUCAGACUCAUCAUCCAAUGGCAGUUUGUAGCGUUGGUGUUUAAUAGUUACCGUGAAAAUGUUUUAUCCAUUUAACCAUUUUUGCAAGUGUGUCUUCAUUACGUUGGCUCUGUCAUGGCACCAUGCAGCAUCAGCACUCGAUGGCCAUAAACCGGUAGACAUCGGCAACACAACUAUACCGCUGGAACGUGUCAAACGAUUGAUAAGCUUCCCGAUCAACGGUGGUGUGGCGAAGAUAGUGCUAGGAUUUCUGGCACCGGUUCGUUUCCAUCAUCCGCUUCCGCGUAGCCUUAACUGUGGCAUUAAUGUGCAGGCGAACUAUGCCAUCCGUCCGGACAUUAUCUUCCCCCGACCCGAGUCUAUCUUCCGCAAUCGCAACCUGAACCAUUACGCUGAUCCCGAGAGUCGGCAACGAUUGUACGGCUUGGUUGAGAAGAUCCUCAAGACGAUGCUUGGUUCGAAAGGAAGGGCACGCGACUGUUUGCUACGCACGGUGUGUGAAGUGGCCGAUACACCACUGCAUCAUAAUGGACUAGUUGGGGAGUUGUUGGAUGUGAUAUUUACACCUCAAGAAUCAGAUGCACUGCCGUUGGAGUUCCUCAUGGCACGCAGGUACGGCGCGAAUGGAGUCAAUUGUUUGAAGCUGUACCCUGCCUGUCCAUGGGGUAUGGGAUUGCUUGAUUACGUUUCGACGAUUGGAUUGGAGGAUUUAAUGUUGUGAUCGUGUUUCGUUAAGAUCGACUUUAUAAACAGGCAGUGAGGCACA
Anopheles funestus (African malaria mosquito) is the source of this 1508-nucleotide messenger RNA. RefSeq lists its product as uncharacterized. The record is from RefSeq and is a predicted model, not a curated record. NCBI's taxonomy places the organism in Eukaryota, Metazoa, Arthropoda, Insecta, Diptera, Culicidae. The coding region runs from base 801 to 1463 and encodes 220 amino acids. The transcript has 2 exons.